Molecule: messenger RNA, 391 nt
Organism: Acanthocheilonema viteae
Lineage: Eukaryota; Metazoa; Nematoda; Chromadorea; Rhabditida; Onchocercidae
Source: the annotation of a GenBank genome assembly
ACGUCUGUACGAAUGCUCGUUACGCAACAGCGAGCGCAACUUGCAAUUAAUGCGAACAAGUUGUACAAAUGAAGAGCAACAACAACAAAGGCGACCGCGACAGCCCGAUAUCCGAGAUGUUACUAUUCAAUUACGACAUAUGUCAGAACCAAACGUAAAUAUGGUGAGCGAUCGUACAGCGCAAGAACGAUAUUUACAAUAUCUGUCAGGAAGAGAAGAUAGCUUUAUGCAUCAAAGAAAUGGUAAUAUCGAUGAUAAUGAUAAUGAUAGUGAUAAGAGAAAACAGAGUAGCAGUAAUGAGUGGGAAGAAUGGAUGAGGAAUCAACCGAUCAGUGUCCUUCGAUUGGAUCGAACGGAACGGCUAGUCUUAAAAAUUGGAGCAUUCGAAUAG